AGGAGGAGGAGGAGGAGGCAGCACUGCAGCAGGGCAGGGGAUGCUCCGAGCCCGGCUCCGGCUCCUCCCCCGCCACCGAGCGGGGCCAGGGCAGCGGGCUCUGGGCAGGGACAGGAGCGGGGGGGAUGCCGAGAGCCCCCGAGCCCGGCCCGCAGCCAGGGGAGGGCUCCGGUGAGCUCUGAGCCCUGCGGACAGAAAUCCUGAGCCCUGCGGACAGGGAUCCAUCCUGCCGGAGCCCGGGAUCUCCGCUACUGAACCCUCUGGACAGGGGUCCUGAGCUCUGAGCCCUGCGGACAGAGAUCCAUCCUGCCAGACUCAGCAUCCCCCGGUGCUGAACUCUACAGACAGGGAUCCUGAGCUCUGAGCCCUGCGGACAGAAAUCCAUCCUGCCGGGGCUCGGGAUUCCCCGGUGCUGAGCUCUGAACCCCACGGACAGGGAUCCUGAACCCCACGGACAGGGAUCCUGAACCCCACGGACAGGGAUCCUGAACCCCACGGACAGGGAUCCUGAGCCCUGAACCCCACGGACAGGGAUCCUGAACCCCACGGACAGGGAUCCUGAACCCCACGGACAGGGAUUCUGAGCUCUGAACCCCACGGACAGGGAUCGAUCCUGCCGGAGCUCAGCAUCCCCGGUGCCCUCCCCGCUGCAAGGACGGCGGCUCCGCAUCCCGGCGUGGCAGAGCUCCCCUGCUCCUGGAGAUGUGUCCGGGCUCACAAGGCAGCAGCUGGGUUUGGGAAUCUCGGGAGAAGAGAAGAGCCCCGUGACUCUGCUGUGACCAUGGCAGAUACCCCAGGAGGGGCCAGUCCUCAGUGCCUGGUGCUGAUUUGUGCCUGAAGCCAGCAGAGCUGCCCAGGACUCAGGAGAACCUCCCGGGAGAGCACAGACAUUGGGUUUGCUCCAUGCAAACACUGCUGCCAGCCCGGUAAAAACGCGUGCGGGUCUCUCCCUUGGCAGGAGCAGCCUGGCACCCCGAGGAGGGGCAGCACCGCUCCUGCCCGGGUGUCCCCUCCCGAGGAUCCGGGGGGCACAGGGGGGCUCCGAGCUCGGGGCUCUGCUCCAUGACCAACACCCAGGACUGCAGGGAAGCCAUGGACUCACCCCCGGCCAGCCCCAGCCCUGCAGGGCCUGUCACCUUCUCCCAGGUGUUUGGGCAGCAGUGCCAGCUCAUGGAGGCAGCUGUGGAAUCGCUGCAUUCCUUGAAUGACCAGAUCUCCCAUUUUAUCGUCAACAAGGCAAAAACCCUGGACGAGGAUGAAGAUGCCUUUUUGCCCAGUGAGAAGGAAUCUCUGAAAAGUGCCAUGAUGCUGAUGAGGCACCUCCUGAUGGAUGCACAGGCCAAAAUCCUGCACAUGAUGGACGACAACAAGCAGCUGGCGCUGCGCAUCGACGGGGCGCUGCAGGCGGCGGGCCAGGAGGUGACGGCGCUGCGCGCCGAGCUGGCGGCCACCGGCCGGCGCCUGGCCGAGCUGGGCAGCGACCCGGCCAUGGAGCACGGCCCGCACGGCGCUCAAGCGCUGCUGCGGGAGGAGGUGGCCCAGCUGCAGGAGGAGGUCCACCUGCUCCGGCAAAUGAAGGAAAUGCUGACCAAGGACCUGGAGGAGACGCACGGCAGCAAGUCCCCGGAGGUGCUCUCGGCCACCGAGCUCAAGGUGCAGCUGGCACAGAAGGAGCAGGAGCUGGCACGGGCCAAGGAGGCUCUGCAGGCCAUGAAAGCCGACCGCAAGCGCUUGAAGGGGGAGAAGACAGACCUGGUGAGCCAGAUGCAGCAGCUGUACGCCACCCUGGAGAGCCGAGAGGAGCAGCUCCGGGACUUCAUCCGCAACUACGAGCAGCACAGGAAGGAGAGCGAGGACGCGGUGAAAGCCCUGGCCAAGGAGAAGGAUCUCCUGGAGCGGGAGAAGUGGGAGCUGCGGCGGCAGGCCAAGGAAGCCACGGACCACGCCAGCGCCCUCCGCUCCCAGCUCGACCUGAAGGACAACCGCAUGAAGGAGCUGGAGGCCGAGCUGGCCAUGGCCAAGCAGUCCCUGGCCACGCUGACCAAGGACGUGCCCAAGCGCCAUUCCUUGGCCAUGCCGGGCGAGACGGUGCUGAACGGCAACCAGGAGUGGGUGAUGCAGGCCGACCUCCCGCUGACCGCCGCCAUCCGGCAGAGCCAGCAGACCCUCUACCACUCCCACCCCCAGCACUCGGCCGACCGGCAAGCGGUCAGAGUGAGCCCCUGCCAUUCCCGGCAGCCGUCCAUCAUCUCCGACGCCUCCGCGGCCGAGGGUGACCGCUCAUCCACGCCGAGCGACAUCAACUCCCCCCGGCAUCGAACGCACUCGCUCUGCAAUGGGGACAGUCCUGGACCGGUACAGAAGAACUUGCACAAUCCAAUCGUACAGUCUCUAGAAGACCUGGAAGACCAAAAAAGGAAAAAGAAGAAAGAGAAGAUGGGCUUUGGCUCCAUCUCCAGAGUGUUUGCCCGGGGCAAGCAGCGCAAGUCCCUCGAUCCCGGUCUGUUCGACGGGACAGCCCCCGACUACUACAUCGAGGAGGACGCGGACUGGUGACAGCACCGGAGCCUCUCCCGGCCCUGCACAUGUACAUAUCCCACCUGCCACACCUGUCCCACCUGUGGGCUGUUACCUGUUGUCUUGGGAGCGAUGCAGCUGUGUCGUAACUUCCGUUUUUUCCCCCCUUUUUUUCCUUUUUGUUUUUUGUUUUUUUUCCCAUCCCGGUAACUCCUUUGUUGUCGCUUCAGUUUGUCAGUUUGGGUUGGGUUUUUUUUUUUUUCGUCUUGUUUUGGAAGGGGUUUUUUUGUUCUUUUUUUUUCUCGUUCUUUUGACAAAACUUGAAACUUGAAGGACUGCUGUGUCUCUGUAAAUAUGAGAAAUAUUGUGCACUUUGUGCUUGUGACGUCUCUUGUCCGAAACCCGCUGUUUUCCGGAGCCCAGCCCGCGGGAUGUCCUCGCUUGGGGACAAAGGACCUGCCCAGCUGAGAGAUCUUGGAGAGAAAACACACAAAAACAACAACAAGAAAAUCUCCUUCGCUGUGAUGUCUUCCUGGCCGAGCCCCGCAGAGGCGACCCGGGCUGGUUGUUACACCUGCCGGUCUGGAAAUAAGUGUUUUAACGUUCCUUUUUAGUUGUUUUAAUUUAUUUGCACAAACCCAGAGGAGCUAUUCUAACUAAAUUAUUGCAGAAGUUUUGGGAUUUUUAUAUUUUUCCACGUCGGUUGGGAUGGGGCGGGGAGGAGGAAGGGGGUGUUUGUACUGUACUGUCCUGGGAAGUUGCUGUUGGGGGGGAUUGGGGCUGUGGACCCCCCAGCCCAGGCUCCCUCAGCUGCCCCAGGAGCACUUAAACGCCUUGGAAAACGCAAACCUAAACACGUGCCGGAAAAUCAGACGGGGGCAAGCUGGUGGGAGCUUUGCCCGCUGGUUUUCCCUGCUUUUGAGGGGGCUCACCCUUUGCUUCAAGUAAAAUUUAGGGGGAUCUGGCACAAGCUGGGAGCAAGGGGAAAGGUGAUAUCCCAAGAUAUCCCAUAUCCCAAGACAUUGCCCAGAUAGGGCCGGCCACCCCGCUGCAGUUUGGGGUGUCAGCGCCGUCGGAGGGGGCUGGGGAAAUCGGUACGAGUCCCCACUGGGAAGGUUUUUCUGGCUUUGGGGUGAUUUGGAAGCACAGGUGGAGCUUGUUUUUCCAAAUCCCUUGGAACUGCCCCCAAACCACCCCCCGGCGCAGCGGCCGCUUCCCCUCUCCACUAACACGUGCCGUGCUCUGCUUAUGCCAAGAUAAGUACCUUAUGCUUUAAUGCUUACAAUAUAAUUUUAAGCUCUUAAAAAAAAAUGUAUUAAGAUUUAUUUAAUGAACUAUAAUAGUGUAUUAUUUUUCUUAAUUCCAAUACGUGCACCCUGGUUAAAAAAAAGAAAAAAUAGAAGGGUAUUUUGUCUUAAAUCACCGAAGUGAAGCAAUGCCCUCGCGCUGUGUAUUCCAUUCCAAGGGAUGAUGCAGAGGGGCCAUGGAGGGGGUGACAGAGGGACCAGCCCCCCAGGCUCUGCUGGGGUGGCAGACUUUGCCCCAUGGCAUCUUUUCUCUGCAGAGAAGCAUUUUUAUACAUUUUUUUUAUUUUUUGGGUUUUUUGUUUUGUUUUUGUUAUCCUUGCGUUUUUAUAAUUUAAACUCUAAACCAUCAGAACAGAUGAGCGAUCUCCUUGUUAUCGAGUAGUUUCCUUUGCAUUUCAGCUUUUUUGUAAAUUAGGAAGUAAUUCUAAAAAUUACUAAGAGGAUGAUUUAUUUAAAAGAGAACUUUGCUAAAUAGCAUAUGAAUUAUGGGUAACAUUAGAUUUAACUUUUCCCCCUGUGAGUGGGGGAGAAUCCUUGAAGGCAUGGAUGCAAAUAUAAAAUUAUAAAAGAUCUAAAUAAAGCUUAUUUUAAAGUA
Messenger RNA from Catharus ustulatus (Swainson's thrush), 4419 nucleotides. RefSeq names its product kazrin. The record is from RefSeq and is a predicted model, not a curated record. Bases 1063 to 2556 code for a protein of 497 amino acids. The transcript has 10 exons. Lineage: Eukaryota; Metazoa; Chordata; Aves; Passeriformes; Turdidae.